CAUGUUUGGAACAUAGGAAUUUCCUAGGAUGAUUUUGUUGGAAACAGUAGAAUUCCUGUGGGAUCUUCCAGUUCUUCAGAUGGGGCUUGAAGCGUACUCCUGUUGAAGCAAAGGCUUAGUCGGUUGGAGACUUUGGAGAUUUUUCCUUUGCACCAUACAGAAGGUUGGGCUACACACACUUGUUGCAAGAUUACGCUUUCGACUGGCAGUGGCGUAUUCUGUUGAGUCGCUGGGGCUAAAGACGCCGGCGGUACGCCUUCUCACCGAGACGGUACGCCGGCGGGUGCGCCCCCCACGACCUCGCGAGGCUCCCCCAGUUUCCCUCCUCGUCUCUGCGAUGGCAGUCUCGCCGUGGAGGUGCAUAUGCGGGCCUCAGCACUCCCUCAGCAAGAACCGAGGCGCGCCCGCGCCUCCUCCUCCUGGCGGGAGAUCCAAAUACUCGGGACAACCUGUGAGAGUAAUGCCUAUGCGCUUGUUAACGGUCGGCAAGAAGAGGUCUCAAGGAACUCAGCUUCUUGUUGAAGAAUACAAGGAGAAGCUCGGUUACUACUGCGAUUUUGAGGACACACUCAUCAGGUCCAACCCAAAACUUACGAGUGAUGUUAAGGUUCAAGUUGAAGCAGAAGACACAGCUGUGAUGCAGCAACUCAAACCUGAAGAUUUUGUUGUUGUGUUAGAUGAAAACGGGAAGGAUGUCAUAUCUGAGCAGAUAGCUGAUUUGAUUGGAGAUGCUGGCAACACAGGAUCAUCAAGGCUCACAUUUUGUAUUGGUGGCCCAUAUGGUCUUGGGGUACGAGUGCGAGAUCGUGCAGAUGCAACAAUUAAGCUGUCUUCACUAGUUUUGAACCACCAAGUUGCUUUAAUAGUUCUAAUGGAGCAGCUCUACAGGGCGUGGACUAUAAUAAAAGGACAGAAGUAUCACCAUUAAGCUUAUGUUGUAUCGGUAUCAUCCACUGCUGUUUGAACAGAUUAAGGCUUGGAAAAUGAAGACUGUAAAUGCAUAAAUUUGCAGGUAUAGUGGGCAUGGACUAUACUAUAAGGACGGAAGUAUUACCAUUAGGCUUAUGUUGUAUCGGUAUCAUCCACUGCUGUUUGAACAGAUUAAGGCUUGGAAAAUGAACUGUAAAUGCAUAAAUUUGCAGGUCUAGUGCUCAAGAUCUCAUAAUUGUAUUUUCAUUCACACAGAA
This is a messenger RNA of Phragmites australis (common reed), 1187 nucleotides long. Its product is annotated as putative RNA methyltransferase At5g10620. The coding region runs from base 338 to 928 and encodes 196 amino acids. Gene Ontology annotation, biological process: rRNA processing. Lineage: Eukaryota; Viridiplantae; Streptophyta; Magnoliopsida; Poales; Poaceae. The transcript is spliced from 7 exons. Gene Ontology annotation, molecular function: methyltransferase activity. The record is from RefSeq and is a predicted model, not a curated record.